GUAUUUGGCGAUUGUGAUGAGGACGGAUUCUACAUGGGAGAAUGCAACGGUCUUCGAGGUCUAGUACCAUCCAACAUGGUGAGUGAGGUCGAGGCACAGGCAACAGGAAAGAGUUUAGGAAGUACGGCUUACACUGCCACGAGGACCUGCAGCACAACACUCGGCACAACAGCUGUGGCUUCCACUAUUUCUGGAUCGACGCAGCUAAAUCAGUCAGAACCGGUCCACUGGUUGCCUCAGGGCGCCUGGUACGAUUCAGACUUGUGUCGAGCCCAAAUACCUGCUCCGGUUGCAUUUCCACCUGGUCAGGUGUGGCGGCCAAGAAAUAUUGUCGGCCAAGGAGGUAUGACUGAGCUGGCGCCAGCAAAUGGGGCGCACCAGACUAGCAACGAAAUGAACACUGGUGCCGGCCUCGGGGCAGUGUUAUCAAACAAAGUUAGGAUGCAGCAAAUGUUUCCUUCAGGAAUGCCACAACAACAUCACCACUGGCAGUAUCAAUUAUCAGGCCAACAUCUUCCUGUACAUCCAGGCCAAGAACAGACACAACAACAGCAACAACAAAUGCAACAUCAUCAACAACAAAUGCAGCAGCAGCAACAACAACAUCAACAACAAAUGCAGCAGCAGCAACAACAACAUCAACAACAAAUGCAGCAGCAACAACAACAACAAAUUCUCCAACGACCUGGUGCUGUCUAUUCUGAAUUUGACUCCAGGGCCAUGUUCCCUCCAACGGGCCCAGGAUGCGGGCCUCAGACAGAGCGAAAAGGUGCCUCCCGUUAG
Protopolystoma xenopodis is the source of this 783-nucleotide messenger RNA. The record is from the annotation of a GenBank genome assembly. NCBI's taxonomy places the organism in Eukaryota, Metazoa, Platyhelminthes, Monogenea, Polystomatidea, Polystomatidae.